Molecule: messenger RNA, 1291 nt
Organism: Epinephelus lanceolatus (giant grouper)
Lineage: Eukaryota; Metazoa; Chordata; Actinopteri; Perciformes; Serranidae
Gene: rab36
Product: RAB36, member RAS oncogene family
Molecular function (GO): GTPase activity; GTP binding
Source: RefSeq, a predicted model, not a curated record
AUGGAGUCGGAUGAGUUAGGGAAGGCAGCAUUACAAGUGAAAGUGAAGGAAAAUGAUCCGCGCAUCACUCUGACAGAGCUUUCGGGCAAGUCUGGAGUACUAAAGAAGUUUUUCAGACUCGAGAGUGAUGGCAUUAAAUCUCUGUAUGCUGCCUUAUGGUUGUCAUGACGACAAGCUCCUCAUCAAACAGCGUCCGGGCUUGCAACUGCAGCAAGCGACACGGUCAGAGUAAUCGAGGAGAUAGCUGUAAUUUCAUCUGCGGUGAUCAUGCAGGAUAACAGGAAUGGGAUGAUUCCGUUCCCACCCCCCAUCAGCAGAGACAGGGUAAUCGGGGAAUUCCCAAAGUGCUACGCACCUAAUGCCUCUCUGCAGCUGAAGACAGACUGGGACAUUCAGACUAAAGCAGCCUGUAAAGACGGAGCAGCCAGGCAUCAGCCGUGGGACCGACAGAAAAUGUCAAAAGUGGUGGUUGUUGGAGACCUUAAUGUGGGGAAGACGUGUCUCAUUAAUAGGUUUUGUAAAGAUGUGUUUGAGAGAGACUACAAGGCCACCAUAGGUGUAGACUUUGAGAUUGAGAGGUUUGAGAUAUCUGGAGUACCCUUCUCCCUACAGAUCUGGGACACUGCUGGGCAGGAAAAAUUCAAGUGCAUCACUUGUGCAUACUACAGAGGCGCUCAGGUCAUUAUCACAGUCUUUGACAUGGCAGACAUUAAGUCCCUGGAUCAUACAUGCCAAUGGCUGGAGGAGGCCAUGAAAGAAAAUGAACCUGACUCCUGUUUCAUCUUCUUGGUUGGCACUAAAAGUGACCUGCUGCCCUUAGAAGAAAGACAGAGGACAGAAAAAGAUGCUGCCAGGAUAGCAACAGAAAUGCAUGCAGAGUUUUGGGCUGUUUCGGCUAAAACAGGGGAGAAUGUGCAGGGAUUUUUCUUCAGGGUGGCAGCUUUGGCCUUUGAGAAGUGUGUACUAAAAGACAUGGAGAAUGGAGUCCCUGCUAGCAUUGGACGUGGAGGAGAUAGUAUUAAAUCAGAUCGUGCCAACCUGGAGGGGGCAGCACCCCAAGACACGAAGAGAAGCUGCUGCUCAUGAAAAGAGGAACUCUUAACGUGAUCUGUUAAGGAGCAGAACCAGAUGGAGGCUCUAUUCUGAGCUUUACCUGCAGAAAUAAAAGUGGCCUUGUUCCACUGGUGUGAAAUGUGCCUUAGGACAUGUUCCAUUAGGUUCCCAAAGGGACAGUUCACCCCAAAAUCAAGUUGCCAAGUGUUGGAGAUUUUGGCUGUAGAGAUGUCUGCCU